Messenger RNA from Hylaeus volcanicus, 1083 nucleotides. Its product is annotated as poly [ADP-ribose] polymerase tankyrase-2-like. The transcript has a single exon. The record is from RefSeq and is a predicted model, not a curated record. The coding region runs from base 151 to 813 and encodes 220 amino acids. Lineage: Eukaryota; Metazoa; Arthropoda; Insecta; Hymenoptera; Colletidae. Gene Ontology annotation, molecular function: protein binding.
AAUAAAACUCGGGUAUCUAGUUUAUAGGUUAUAAUUCGGUAUGCUCGUAACACAACGUGUAUAAAAGAUCUGCCGUUCUCUACGCUCGAGAGCGAAUGUCACUCGUUUUAUCGGCCCUCAACUUUUCAACGAUCCGGGAAUGACUCCCGAAUGCAACCCUCCCGACCGUCCAGUCAACGGGCGAUAACUCGCCCAUACCUGAAAGCUGACUGCAAUAGAGCUUUUGUUAAUGCCAGAGACAAUACUGGUAUAAGUCUACUUCAUGCUGCAGCUCAGAUAGGAUGUUCACAAAUUGUUGAGCAUCUUUUAAACUAUGGAGCUUAUGUUAAUUGUAUCUGUAUGUCUAGAAAAGGUUAUACACCACUGCACUUUCCUGUUGGAACACGUAAUAAGGAAGUUAUCACGUUGCUUUUAAGUAGAGGUGCUAAUGUUGAUGUUAAAGCGGAAGGUAGUAUAACCCCUCUUCAUAUUGCUGCUGGCAAAGGUAAUGAAGAAGCUGUGAAAUUAUUAUUGAAUAGAGGUGCUGAUAUUAAUGCUAGCACAAAGGGUAAUUUAAUGCCACUUCAUUUUGCUACCAGAAGAGGACAUGGAACAGUUGUAAAUCUGCUCUUACAACAUGGAGCUAGAGUUGAUAAUCAGGAUGGAGAUGCAGAAACCGUACUACACUCUGCUGUUAUAACAGGAUAUUUUAUGAUUGUUGAGGAUGUUUUAAAGUAUUGUCCUGAUAUUAAUAAUCAAAGUAACAGAGCUCUCUCAAAACCGCAGUGUGCGGCUAUGGAGAAGGGUAUAAAAAGAUUACUGAAGCUCUUCUAGAAUAUGGCUUUACUGUUAAACCAGAAGAUAGAAAUAAUCCUCAAUUAUUAGAUGCUGCUGUUAGAAAAGGAUAUUUGAAAAUUAUUGAAGACCUAUUAAAGUAUGGUCCUGAUGUUAAUACAUUAAUAUUAUUCAUCAUACUUUACAAAAGGUUGUACAGCUUUACAUAGUGCAGGCGAAAAGAAACAGGAAGAAGUAGCUAAACUGUUGAUAAGCUAUGGAGUUAACAUAAAUGCUCAAGAUAAAGCUGGAAAAACUCCAAUAUUUUAU